Tetrahymena thermophila SB210 is the source of this 222-nucleotide messenger RNA. RefSeq lists its product as hypothetical. The transcript has 2 exons. Lineage: Eukaryota; Ciliophora; Oligohymenophorea; Hymenostomatida; Tetrahymenidae. The record is from RefSeq and is a predicted model, not a curated record.
AUGGAUGUAUUACGUUGCUACUAAGGUGUCUUUGGUGACUUAAAUACUUUUUCUUUACUUCCAAAUAAAGGAUGGCUACUAUUUAUGGAUUAUUUUUGCUCUGCCAAUUAUAUUAUGGGAAAAAACAACAUCUGCCAAAUACUUAAUUCAUUGCACGUAAAUGCAGCCUAUUUUUUUAAAUUAACUGAAAAUGGCUCUUUUAGAAUCACUCUUAUUUGUUGA